Messenger RNA from Cantharellus anzutake, 1281 nucleotides. RefSeq lists its product as uncharacterized. Gene Ontology annotation, molecular function: tRNA dihydrouridine synthase activity; flavin adenine dinucleotide binding. The transcript is spliced from 4 exons. Gene Ontology annotation, biological process: tRNA dihydrouridine synthesis. Gene Ontology annotation, cellular component: cytoplasm. The record is from RefSeq and is a predicted model, not a curated record. Bases 1 to 1281 code for a protein of 426 amino acids. NCBI's taxonomy places the organism in Eukaryota, Fungi, Basidiomycota, Agaricomycetes, Cantharellales, Hydnaceae.
AUGGGUAGCCGCAGAUCUCGCUCCGGUUCGCCUCCUCCAGCUAAACGUUUUCGAUUGGAACAAGAGGUUUCUGAGGCUUCUGAUACUCCUUCAAAGAGAGUUAGCUAUCGUAAUGGCGCUUUUCUCGCUCCCAUGGUACGAUCUGGGACUCUACCCAGUAGGCUUCUUGCUCUGAAGUAUGGUGCCGACCUUGUGUGGGGUCCAGAGGUUGUUGAUAGAGCAAUAAUUGGCUGUGAGCGUGUAAUUGAUGGAGACUGGGUAAUAUCGUACGAAAAGAACGGUCGUUUAAUAUGGUCCACCCAUCCCAUAGAAAAACCAUAUUUGGUGUAUCAAAUCGGCUCAGCGAACCCACAAUUUGCAGUACAGGCGGCCCUGACAGUCAUUCACGAUGUUUCAGCCGUUGACCUCAACUGCGGCUGUCCAAAACCGUUUUCUACGCACGCUGGCAUGGGAGCCAAUCUACUUUAUACACCAGACCUUUUAUGCGAAAUCCUCAGUUCUCUCCGAUCUGCUAUCCCUUCCUACAUUCCAGUCACCGCGAAAAUUCGCCUUCUUCCUGAUGCCAAUGAUACCUUGAAACUCGUCGAGAGGAUCGUCAAAACCGGGAUUAGCGCUCUUACUGUUCACUGUAGGACGAAGGACAUGCGUAAAACGGAGGAGGCGCAUGUGCACCGGCUGGGUGCCAUAGUUGAUUUUGUCAAUCAGUUAGGGGAAGGGAUUCCAGUGAUCGAAAAUGGUGAUUGCACCAGCCGGGAAGAUGGCUCGAGGAUUAAAGAGCGUACAGGUAGAGUGGAGUGGGCUGUAGUGUUCAUUUGGUCUCACAUUUCUCUAGGCGUGGAUUCCGUGAUGAUAGCUACAGCAGCGGAACGGAAUCUGUCCUGCUUUGCGAAUGGCCCUCUAUUGGAUGCAGAAACUGUCCUUUCCCCGACAUAUCUUUCCCUGGCAAGGUAUUUAAAGAACCCCUGGGGCAACUCCAAACAUUGUGUAUCUCAAUUUACUUCGCCCAGCCCCGUUAAUGGUCGGGCGGGACUUAAAGCGUUUAAGGAUAAAUUAGGGAAAGCAAAGGGCUACCUAGACUUUGAUGAAGAGAUCGGUGGCACACCAGAUGGAAAAGUUAUCAUGGAUGAGAUCAAAGAUAUCUUAAGAAGGCGCACAGCAACAGCGCUUGAGGCACUGGAGCCUUGCGAACCCGCCUUCACCGAAGCUUCUGCACGAAUAGCAUCGGUUUUCGUAACACCGCCUCAAUCUCCGGUCACCGCUGCUGUACAAUCCACAGCCUGA